CUGCCGCGUAGCCUCUCAGCCCCACGAGCCUAGGUAUACGUAGGUAGGUAGAAAGGAAGUUUGGGUACCUACGUAGCUGCACCUCACCCUCAUCUGAAAGCCAAACGGAGCCCAAAGUUCAAGUGACGACUCGCAAACAUCUCCCCGAACCCAGAUCUACCUCACAGCGCGAUCGGACGUUGCGCGACUCACCUUCUUCCUCCUUCAUCUACUGUGCAGCAUUCUUCUCCCGCAACCUCACACAUUCGCCGCCCUGGACGAGCCCUUCGUACCUGGCCUAUCGCCCCUCAUCUUUUCCCCCACGAUAACGCACCUUGAGAAAAGGACGAGCACCAAGGCACCACUAAAUACUUUUUACCCCUCACCGUUCUUUCUACCUCAACUCCUCCCCGCCGUGACCUCCGAUCCACGAACCCCACCAAGGCGACGUCUCCCCGACCCAGCACGGAAGGCCAAUUCGAAACACCACCUUCCUUACCCAGCACAGCACAUCGCGGCAACAGCAAACCCUCGUCAUUUCCACUUCGUCCCCGAGACCGCCUCCUUCCCCACGAUAGCCUCGUCGUGAACAAAACCGCACACGCACACCCACACACAUACACAACUCCACAAUCAUGGCAGGGGAUCACGAGGAGCACGAGGGCGCCUCCGUCAAGGAACUCCUCAUCGAGGCCGCGCGGCGCGACAACACUGAACUCUUCAACGACGUCAUCGCCGGCAUCAAGGACGAGAAUGAGCUCUCCCGCAUCCUCAACGAGACCACCACCGUCAUGGGAAACCACCUCUACCACGAAGCUGCCUCCCGAGGAAACUACGACAUAAUCGACCUCCUCCUCGACCAACCAAACUUUGAAUGCGACCCCAUCAACCGCCAAGAAGGCGACACACCCCUCCACAGCGCCAUCCGCUGGAUCAACAACGAAUCCCAAGCCAACCGCGAAUUCGGCAACGCCCUCGUCGACAUGAUGCUCGAAGCCGGCUCCAGCCCGCGUAUCAAGAACAAGGGCGGCCUCACCCCCCUCCAGCUCGUCGACCCCCGCAACCCGGCCCUCCGCGAACUCAUCCAGAAGCACGAGUACGCCUCGCUCAACGCGGGCGACUUUAUCAACGUGGACUCUUCGUCCGCGGGCAAGAAGAGCAAGGGCGGUGCGGGUGGUGCGCCGCCGGCGUCGGCGCCCCCUGGUGCGCCUCCUGCGAUUCCGAACUCUGCUGCGCCGCCUGUGCCUGCGGGGUACGCUCACGACGAGGAGAGUGACGAUGAUGCCGAGUUUAGUGGCAGUGAUGACGAGGAGAGGGCCGAGUGGGAUCGGAGACGGAGGGAGCGUGCCGCGCGCAAGGGUUGAAGUGUUUUGGUUGUUAGAGCGUUUUGAUGACCUCACGGUGAAAGGCAGAGAAGGGAGGACUGUGCAGAUUUCAAGCACAAGUUGAUUGCACUUUUUUUUCGCCGGUACAUCUGUUCCAUGUCAACCCCUCGCCUCUUCUCAACACUCUCUACCACAUCGGACGGCAGAGAACUAGAAGAGGCGCGGGUCAAGACACGUACAAAAAACAACACGGCAGUACGGAGUACGGAGAGAGGGGCAAGAAGGAAAGAGGCGAUGUAGGAAAGAAAGAGAAAGAAAAGAAUUCCACAGCUGUUAGACUACUUUUUCCAGUGUCACGAUUCAUGGGUCAAGGUGUUUUUUCUUUUCUUUGGGGCGGCAAUCAUCUCACGAGAAAGUCAGAAAACAGAAAACACGGCACAAGUAACAUGGAGUGAGACGGGUAUAGACAAACAGAGUCGGGAACAUUGAGC
Messenger RNA from Colletotrichum scovillei, 1795 nucleotides. Its product is annotated as ankyrin repeat protein. The record is from RefSeq and is a predicted model, not a curated record. Bases 615 to 1343 code for a protein of 242 amino acids. Lineage: Eukaryota; Fungi; Ascomycota; Sordariomycetes; Glomerellales; Glomerellaceae. The transcript is spliced from 3 exons. Gene Ontology annotation, molecular function: protein binding.